UGUACUUGACACCCCAGACGCUUAAAUUCUUCUGGAAACCAAAGCCCCCAAUAAAUCGAUGCGCGCUUAAAUUUCAUGAACCUAUUCUGACCAAAAAUUAGGGUUUCGCCUCUCCAAUGGUGGGCGUGAUGAUGAUGUCCACCGCCAAUUCCAACGAACGCCUCACCCGCCUCAUGGACUCCGCCGUCGUCGCUGUCGACAUUCCCUCCAAGCUCGACCGCCUCACCCAACUCAAGCGAGAUUUGCUCCGCCGAGACCCCGCCUUCAUCUCGGAGCUCCUCCCUCGCCUCUUCGAGCUUCAGUCCGACCGCUUCAGCCCCGUCCGGAAAUUCGCCACCGAAAUGCUCGGCGAGAUCGGAUUGGUGCACGUCGAUUUUGUGCCGGAGAUUGUGACGUCGUUGAUUAAUGCGUUGAGUGAUGACACACCGGCUGUGGCUCGCCAGGCCAUUUCUAGUGGUAGUGAUUUGUUCCGCUGUGUUCUAGAGAAGGUUGCACUUCAGGGUCUGCAUUCUAGUGAGUUGGACAGUUUGCUUGAGUCGGCGUGGUCCUGGAUGUUAAGGUUGAAGGACGAGAUAUUCUCGAUAGCUUUUAAGCCAGGAAGCGGCGGAGUAAGGUUGCUGGCGCUGAAGUUUGUCCAAGCAGUUGUUCUUCUUUACACUCCUGAUCCUAAUGGCUCCCAAGAGCCCCCGGCUCAUGAAGGACACUCGGUGGAAUUUAAUAUAUCUUGGCUUCGGGGUGGUCAUCCCCUACUCAAUGUUGGAGAUUUGUCAAUUGAGGCUAGUCAAAGUUUGGGCUUAUUGCUUGAUCAACUAAGGUUCCCAACUGUGAAGUCACUUGGUAACUUGGUCAUCGUUGUGCUCAUCAAUGGUCUUUCAGCAAUUGCGAAGAAUAGGCCUGCCUUUUAUGGUCGCAUUUUGCCUGUAUUACUUGGGUUUGAUCCCUCAUCUGCUGUCAUUAAUGGGAUACGUGUCUCAGGAGCACACUAUGCCUUAAAAAAUGCCUUCAUUACCUGCUUAAAAUGUACUCACCAGGGGGCUGCCCCGUGGCGAGAUCGUUUAGUUGGGGCAUUGUCCAAGAUGAAAACUGGAGGCUUGGUAGAGCAGGCCAUUUAUCCAGUCUGCAAUAUUAAUGGAAGUGUGGAGGAGGAUCAGAACAAUUCUCGAAUUAUUAAGGAAGAGGAGCCCACAAUUAGAAUAUCUACUGUCGUCCAAAGUAACUUUGGGAGAAAACGACUGGGAACACCAGACAGUAGUGAACUUGCUGAGGGUGAAGACGCCUCUGGAAAGCGUAUCAAAACAACACCUAGUGUUUCAGAAGAAUCGGCCAAAGAUAUAGAUAGGAUGUCCGUGUCUCAAGAUGACAUUCCUUCAAGUGGAACAGCCACUUCCAGAGGUAGUGGUGAUAGUGGACCUGUCCAGCAACUUCUUGAUAUGUUUGGCGCAUUGGUUGCUCAGGGUGAAAAAGCGGUUGGUUCUUUAGAGGUUCUUAUCUCGAGCUUCUCUCCUGACAUGCUAGCUGAGGUAGUGAUGGCUAAUAUGUGCAACCUUCCUCCCAAUAUUCCUGGCGCUGAAGGAGAGGAUGUAUCUAUGAUAAACAUGGGUAUCGCCGGUGGUGAUUCUCGGGUCAAAUAUCCCCAAUCGUUUAUUGCCAAUGUGCUCUCUCUUACAAGUACUUUCCCUCCAAUAGCUACACUUCUAGAUGCUAACCAGUUGGUGCCUGAUAAUAUAGUGAAAUCUGAACCAGAGGAAGAGCAGGUAGCAGUAGGUGAUAGUAUUGUUGCAUGUACUGACAUGGAUUAUGAAGCUGAAACUGCUAUGUUGCCAACUACUUUACCAGCUUCACCUAAUGUGUUUUCACCUGAGAUGGAGAAUGAAUGUCCGUCUCUUCCGUCUGAUCUCGAUGACAUAGACGGUCUUGAGAAUGAGAUACCUGGGCUCGAUUCUUCUGCUUGUAAUAGUGGUUUAUCAGAACCUGUGGUCGCAUCCUCAUCGACCUUCAUGGAUGUUGAGGAUGCCAGUCUAGAGCAGGUGAGCAGUUUGAGUCAGCAGCCACUACUCAAUGUACCUCCAUCACUGUCAGCAGAUAAGUCUGAGGAGCUUAGCCCAAGAGGAGCUGUUGCAGAUGUCAACAGCCUGAUAUCUUCAACAGCAACAUCAGUUGGGUUGUCCCAUCAUCUUGUCCUGCCCAAGAUGUCGGCGCCAGUUGUGAUUCUUUCUGAUGAAGAGAAUGAUCGUUUACAAAAAUUGGCUUUUACCCGCAUAAUUGAGGCAUAUAAACAGAUUAAUGAUUCUGGGGGUUCUCAAAUUCGAUGCUCUCUCCUUGUACAUUUAGGAGUUGUGUUCCCUUUGGAGUUAGACCCCUGGAAGCUGCUGCAAGAGCACAUCCUUGCAGAUUAUACAAAUCAUGAGGGACACGAGUUGACGUUGCGUGUGCUAUACAGGUUAUUUGGAGAGGCCGAAGUGGAACACGAUUUCUUUUCUUCUGCAACCGCUACUUCUGUUUACGAAAUGUUCCUUUUAACUGUGGUAGAGACUCUUAGAGAUUCCUUACCACCAUCAGAUAAAUCGUUUAGUAGAUUGCUUGGUGAAGUUCCCUCCUUACCAAAUUCUGUUUUGAAGUUAUUGGAGUGCAUGUGUUCACCUGAAAAUUGCGACAAAACUGGUAAGGAAAUACAAGCUGGUGAUCGGGUGACUCAAGGUCUCAGUACUGUGUGGAGCCUAAUUAUGCAUAGGCCUCCUUUUCGAGAUGGCUGCUUAAAAAUUGCUUUACAGAGUGCAGUUCAUCAUCUGGAGGAAGUGCGUGAGAAGGCUAGACGUCUGGUUGCAAACAAGCUUUAUCCAUUGUCAGCCAUUGCUAAGCAAAUAGAAGAUUUUGCAAUUGAAAUGUUGCUUACUGUGAAAACUGAUGAUGCAAUUGAAAGAACAGAUUCUGAUGGAUCAAAAGUUGAUUCCCAAAAGGAUUCUGAAUCAGAGAAACUUCCAAAUGAACCUCCAGCAGUGAGUGGCAACCAAGAUAUCGCCUCUGACACCCAUCAGUCAUGCAAUUCUCCAAGUGUGUCAUCUCUUUCAGUUGGUGAGGCAAAGAGGUGUUUGUCAUUGUAUUUUGCUCUGUGUACAAAGAAGCAUUCUCUUUUUCGGCAAAUAUUUGCUGUUUAUGGAAAUGCACCAAAGGCGGUUAAGCAGGCAGUUAAUGAUGAUAUUCCAAAACUAGUGCGUACAAUGGGCCCGUCACGAGCUCUUCUUGAUAUUAUUUCAGACCCUCCGGCUGGAAGCGAGAAUCUCCUGAUGCAGGUUUUGCAUAUACUAACAGAUGGGGCAGUUCCCUCUCAAGAGCUGAUACUUACCAUUAGGAAGUUAUACGAUUCAAAACUGAAGGAUAUAGAAAUUCUCGUUCCGAUAUUACCCUUUAUACCAAAGGAUGAGGUUAUGUUUAUCUUUCCCCAACUUGUGAAUCUUCCCCUGGAUAAGUUCCAAGCAGUACUAACUCGCAUAGUACAGGGAUCAUCCCAUUCUGGUCCUCUGCUCGCUCCAUCUGAAGUCUUGAUUGCUAUCCAUGGGAUUGAUCCUGAGAGAGAUGGAAUUCCAUUAAAGAAGGUAACAGAUGCAUGCAGUGCAUGUAUUGAUCAAAAACAGAUAUUCAACCAACAAGUUCUUGCUAAAGUUCUGAAUCAAUUGGUUGAGCAGAUUCCACUUCCUUAUCUGUUCAUGCGUACAGUCUUGCAAACCAUUAAUGCUUUUCCUGCACUGGUGGAUUUUAUAAUGGAGAUCCUCUCUCGACUUGUGAGCAAACAGAUAUGGAAAUAUAAAAAUUUGUGGGUGGGAUUCUUGAAGUGCGCAUUUUUGACAAAACCUCAGUCAUUUGGCGUGUUGCUUCAGCUACCUCCAGCACAGCUAGAAAAUGCAUUGAAGAAAACACCUGCUCUGAAAGUACCUCUGGUCGCCCAUGCUAGCCAACCAGACAUCCGAUCUUCACUUCCGAGGUCUGUAUUGGUAGUUUUGGGGAUUGUUUCAGAUUCUCCGGCACAAACAAGUCAGGCAAACACCGGAGAUGCAAGCAACUUAGACAAGGAGGCAGUCACUGAGAAAUCAAAAGAAGAAUUGUCUAGUGCUUGUUGAAAUGGUUGUUGUCAACUUUAACGUGGAUAAUUUACCAGAGGGCCGCUGCAGAAUUUCAAGCUCCUAAUUAAUCCAAAUAAGUCUAUUGAAAUGCUGAUGGGCAGGCAGACAUGUUUUCGAGCAACCGAUGGAGAACUGAUGCAAUUCUGAAAGAGUGAAUUUUUAUAAGGAAAUAUUGACAGAAUAUGUCAUAGAUUUACCAUGGCCAGUAAGCAUUUAUGUAACAUUUACUGUAUGAAUAGUGGAAUUGAUAUUGUAC
Molecule: messenger RNA, 4374 nt
Organism: Argentina anserina (silverweed cinquefoil)
Lineage: Eukaryota; Viridiplantae; Streptophyta; Magnoliopsida; Rosales; Rosaceae
Exons: 27
Coding region: 117-4115 (1332 amino acids)
Source: RefSeq, a predicted model, not a curated record